AUGUCCACAUACGAGAAGGAGUGCAUGGUGAUUCUCAUGGCUGUCGAUCAGUGGCGCCCUUACUUGCACACGGACGAGUUCAUCAUCCGUACUGAUCAGCGUAGCCUGACCCACCUCGAUGACCAGCACCUGUCGACACCCUGGCAACAAAAAGCAUUCACCAAGUUGCUGGGCAUGAGAUACAAGAUCUGUUACAGAACAGGAGCUUCCAACACCGCUGUCGACUAG
Triticum turgidum subsp. durum (durum wheat) is the source of this 228-nucleotide messenger RNA. The record is from the annotation of a GenBank genome assembly. Lineage: Eukaryota; Viridiplantae; Streptophyta; Magnoliopsida; Poales; Poaceae.